Molecule: messenger RNA, 1334 nt
Organism: Neoarius graeffei (lesser salmon catfish)
Lineage: Eukaryota; Metazoa; Chordata; Actinopteri; Siluriformes; Ariidae
Gene: crym
Product: crystallin, mu
Exons: 8
Coding region: 41-979 (312 amino acids)
Biological process (GO): thyroid hormone metabolic process
Cellular component (GO): cytoplasm
Molecular function (GO): thyroid hormone binding
Source: RefSeq, a predicted model, not a curated record
AGUAUCUGGCAACAGUGGGACUCCCAGAGAGGAGAACAAAAUGGCCGAACAGCCCGUGUUUCUGAGUAAAGACGCCGUUAAGCGUUUUCUCAGUUAUGACGAGCUGAUUCCACGACUAGAGGAGGUUUUGGGAAAGUUUUCCGGGGGCGACAGUUCAGAUAUGGUGCAGCCUGUGAGAUCCGUGAUCCCUAUAGGCAAUCACAACGGGUUUUUGGGGCUAAUGCCUGCAUAUAUUGCACAUGAGGACACUUUGUGCACGAAGAUGGUGGCUUUCUACAGACGUGAAAAACACCUAAAUUUGCCAUCCGUACAAGCCACUGUGUUACUCUUUAACCCUGAACGUGGCAAUGUCACAGCGGUUAUGGAUGGGUCAGAUAUCACUGAAAAAAGGACAGCUGCUGUGUCAGCCAUUUCUGCUAAACUGCUGAUGCCAGUUCAGUCAGAUGUCUUGUGCAUCAUUGGCUGCGGCGACCAGGCCGUCAGCCAUUAUGAAGUCUUCACAAAACUUUUUUCCUUCAAAGAGGUGCGUGUGUGCAGCCGGCGCUUGGAGACAGCCGAGCGGUUUGCUGCAGGUGUCCAGGGUCCUGUUAAAGUAUUUUCGUCUGCCAAAGAGGCAGUGCACGGAGCAGACCUCAUCAUUACUGUCACUAGUUCUCAUGAACCAGUGCUUUUUGGGGAGUGGGUUAAACCUGGUGCUCACAUUGCAGCGGUGGGGGCUUGUCGGCCAGACUGGAGAGAACUUGACGACGUGCUGAUGAGAGACGCUGUGAUUUACGUGGACAGCAAAGACGGCGCUGCAGAGGAGUCAGGAGAUGUCAUUCUGUCUGGGGCAGCAGUGUUUGCUGAACUUGGAGAAGUUUUAAAUGGAACGCGGCCUGCCUUGCGUAACAAGACGACAGUGUUCAAGUCACUGGGAAUGGGGAUACAAGAUGCAGUUGCUGCCAAGCUUGUGUUUGACAAGUGGAAGAGGAGCCAGUGAAGGAUAUGAAGUGAGUCACAAGCUGGUGUUCAGUACAAAGAACAACUUUUAACUUCUUAAAACAGGAAAACAAGACACAAAAAUCUCUACAUCAGACAGACAAUCAUAACGUUGCAUUAACUAACUGAUUAACACUUGUAUGAAAUCACUAAAGCUUUGGAUCGAGGACAUUGAUUUCCACAGAAUAUUGUUAAUAAAUUGAAAGUGUAGUUAGAAUACAGUUUUUUUUUUUGGUGGGUGGGUUAAAAACAUUUGUCAGGAAUGAUUCUUGACUUAUAAAUAGCACGUGUCCUCGCACCGUUUCUUGCUGUUAAAAGGAAUUUCAAUUAAACUUGGUGAGCCAAGAUCCAUUUCA